CAACACCACUUGCGCAUUCCCUAGCGACGGUGCUGCUCUGAUGGAAUUCCUCAAAUCCUGCAGCACCAACGCGCAAGCCAUCGGACAAUACGACGCCGUUGUUUUCCAGGCCAUUUCGGUCGUGCGCGACCCCGCAACUGCGCAUGCCGCCUUUGAAUGGUCCUUGUCGGACGAUAUACGCGCUGCUGAAGCGGAAAUACGACAUGCUCGGCAUCUAGUUGUGCAAGAUGCUUCGAGACCGUGGCUAUGGCUUUUCCGGUCCGCACCAGCCCAAAACUUUGGCCAAAACCCCUUGCAGCUUCCCGUGGUGCCGGGCUACCAAUUUCACCGCGAACAAUGUGGUUACAUGAAAGCCUCAGAGCUGGCGCGCCCACCUAUGCGAAGCCCAAAUCAGAACACGCCAUCGGCGGCCUCCAUAGCCUCUCCUAUGAUUUCUGGGCACCCUAAGUCUGUUCACGCGGCCGGUAGCAGACUACAGCACGCGAGCUUCCCACCGGGAAGCACGUCCGACCAACAACAGCAUGACACCUUUGUCAUCUACGAGCUAUUCACAUCUGCUAUUGUCGCACUACUAGUGUAUUCCUUAGUGAAGGAUCACCAAGUGGUUGCGCUCAACUACCGCACAGUUCUAUCUACAGCGGCAACACCGCAUCAAACGGAGUCUACUCCAUCCGGACCCGAUGCAAACCCUCUAUCCCCGAAUCGUCUCACUAGUGUAGAUGUGUUUUGGGCUAGCUCCGGUACUGUGGUGGUUUCAACUUUUACCCUACCGCAGCCUGAUCUUCGUUGCAUGGCCGAUAUCAUAGCGGAAGAACAGAGGAAUUUGGUGGGCAAGUGCAUUCGUAUUGCGCCCAAUGGCAGUUUAGGCCAAGUAGUAAGCCUGGAAGAUCCCUUGGAAACGAUCAUCUAUGAGCGCAGCCACAAAGGGCAGCGGAAACGACCAAGAACGUCACCUUUCGAGCAGGCGAUUGAAAGAUGGAAAGCCACAGUGAAACGCUGGCUGGCAUGGAAGGGCUACGUCAUCAAGAAUCCGGACCAUAGCAGCUCUUGGGUGAGGGUUCGCAUUGCGCAGCCAAACCACCAAACGCCAUCAAGCCCUGCGGUUGCCCGCCCGCCAAUGGAAAUUCUGUGGCCGCGGGCUUUGUGCUUCUUCUACAGCAACGACUUAAACGCCACCCAUCCAUCGUCCCUGCCAGGGCUGACGCCAGGUAACGGAGACGAUGGCAUCAAGUGGUUCGAAGCUCCUACGUCGACUGGAUUCACGGAUCCUAUAGAUUCCGCGCAGCGCUGGUUUCUAGGGAAACCGGAGCGAGACAAGAUUCUGGAAGCUAGACGGAAGGUUAAGAGAGCGGAGCAAGAUGCUGUUCGGUCCAAGGAGGAAAUGCACAAUCUCCUGCCUUCUUCCCCUUUGAACUCCCGCUCUGGGGCUUACGGAGACGUUCAAGCUGCCAGCGGCGUCUAUCCGACACCGCCUGAUGGUGUCCCCCCAGGGACGGUGAUGUCCAGCGCCGAUACCCCCAGCGUUGCCGGAGUCAACGUCAUACUUCCACCCGGUGGUACCAACCCUGCAAUUAAUCUCUCCGCCCCUCAAGACGUGUUGCAGUUCGACGGGCACCAGCACGCGCCGACUUCGCCCGAUUUCGCCCUCGCAUAUGAUCAAUAUAAUGCGUCCGGAACCCACGAUGAUUUGUUCGAAGAUGCAGAAGAGGAUACAUUUGAAGCCAACGGUGUGACUGAUGCGGACUUUAACUUCUUCGACGAGCCUGAUGACGAGGACGUGGACAUGGAUGCAUCAAAUCGCGAAGACUCAAAGCAGAACAUCAAAAAGAGUAUAGAGAAAUCAGAAGCAGACAAUGUAUCUUCGAAUUCUGCCGUGAAAGCACAACCAAAAGAGCCGUUGUCUAUGCUUGAUGGUACCUCGGAAGUAACAGCCAAAACAAAUGUUCCAACUGUAGAGAAUGUCAAGCAGAGCUUAACUACAGACCAAGGAGUAGAGGCGGAAUCAAAGCCCCCGCAGAUCUCGUCCGAGCGCCUUCAGCCAAUGCAAAGCAUUGCGAUAGAUCCCGAGGCCAAGGAGCCUACUCCGCCGCUCAGUCCGCGCCUCAUUGAAGAGGCCCUGCUGCCGUCUACAACAGUCAACACAUCGAAGUCCCCAAUGAAAGCACCGAAUCUACCAAGAAACAGCGCAUUCGACCCCCUCGGUUUCAACCGCAAGAUGAGCAUAUCCGAUGCGAAGUAUCAAGCCGGAAGAUUCAACUUCACACCCGAAAAAGUUCAAAAUCGCAAGCAGUCAGAGGACGAAGCCGCCAUUCGUCAGCCUAAGAGCAUACGCGAUAUGCCGCUCCUCACCAAACUUCGCUAUGCGAUCGGAGUCGUUGCGACCAAGGGCAUGCCGGACGAAUUGUCCCCUACUGAUGUGGUGAGCGAUUCCUCCGACGCUGCUAGCGACACUUCGUCAAUAACGGACGAUAUUGAAAGCCCUGCGGUCUUUGGGCCGCCUUCUGUUCCGCCAGGCACGGCCCUACCGGCGAAGCGCAAGUUGCCGACAGAAGGCAACGCUACGCCUCUCUCCGCCACGUCCUAUGCAGACUCUUUCGGCGGAGAUUCUUUGGAGAUGACAGGGCUACAAACGGAUGAAACCGCUCUGAUAUGCCUUGAACCUACAUUCUCAGACUGGCCUUUGGUUGAUAUGCCUGCGCCCGUUGAAAUACCAUCCAGUCACACACGUUUCAGCGUACCUGUCUUCUCGCCCUUGAUUCAGUCUUCGCCCAGUACUCCAAUCUCCCCGCCCGACAUCUCCAUGGAUAUGCUAGACGAGAAACCGCUGAGUGGGAAAGACAGUAUCGCUGUAGCGCAGAUCGUUACCGAUCAAAUUGUCUCAGCAACGCUGGACAUUCUCAACGAACACGAGAGUCAGAGCCUUGACGACUUCAGCAACCACAUACCCUCGGAGGCGGUUUGGCACGAAGCCGUUAAAGACAUUUUUCCUAGUGCGACAGACUGCACCGUUUCUGAUUUCGCGGCUGUUCAGGACGUCUUUCCAGAUCUUCCCCAAGGCAAAGGGCAACAACGACCACCGCCCCGAAAACCAAAUGAAGGGCCGGCUGCGUUGAACCAUCAUAUGCACGUGAUCAGCCCACCCUAUAUACGUGUGCGGCGAUCAGACGUCCUGUGGGAUCUUCUUCCACCUGCCUUGGCAUUCUGGGAACCGUUGGGCCUCUCGCCUUGCAGCCCAGCCAAGAAUGUGGUCGCGUUCGCCAUUUACCCAUACAGCGAGUCCCUGAAGCUCUGCGUUGACAAUUUCAUGGUUAACACUCAGCUUGCCUAUGAUGGCUGCCGACUGGGUAGCCACGCUCGUGUGGACACCGUGCCGGAGUACGACAGUGGGUUGGUUCCUUGCAAAAUGUCGAACCGGGCAUCCACCAGCGCGGUCUUCAAGGCACUUCGAGACACCUGCAUUCAGCUUGGUAAGAUGCUGGCUGCGAAGCACACUCUAAUACGCGAGAAAGUGGAUACCAAGAUCAACGCGUUCGUCAUCUACAUGGUCGAUCCUUUCGACAACCCGAGCGCCCUCUGGGAGCUUUGUUCUGCAUUUUGGGCACUCUUCCAAUCCUAUGGCCAAGGGCCACCUGGGCGUCCCGACCAGAUCCAAAAACCGGAUUUGGUUCUUCAAAUCGUACCCAUGAAAUGUGUUGCCUCUUUCGAAACACCAAUCAUGCUCGAUACAGGUACAUAUGCUGGCCUUGCUCGAGAGGUAUACGACCGCUGCCCUCCCAGCGCGCCCUGUGGAGACAAGACUCCCCUCAGCAUAUACGCCUCUCGAUCUUUCCAACUAGAAGAGCCAUUGCCUCGUGCCAUCCCGUUCAAGCUUAAUGCCGAAGCUCCUCACGACCUAUUCCACGAAAAUUCCUAUAUGCACCUUGGCUACGCAAUCAGUUUGGACGGGACCUGGGUGACGGCAGCGUGGACAGAUAUCUGCGGAAAAUUCCAAACAGUUGUGUCUUAUAGCUUAGCCACUCGCCCUUUUGGCGAUAUUGCUAAGGAAAUAUGGCAGACUACCAUCGAGAUUUUGCAGGCACGCAGGGUCACCUGGCGAGUUUGCAUUGCAAAAGCAGGUGUCAUGGACAGAGACGAGCUUGAAGCCUGGGUUUUUCACGUCUCGUGUCCAACUCAAGUCAAUCUUUUCAUAACCUUGCUCACGGUAGAUACUGACCCACGUCUCAAAUUCACGCCCACCCUCAACCAUUCUAUGAAAGGGGCAGCAAGCAACACCCCAGGCUCCACACCCCAAGGUCCCGUCUCACCAGAUCAGGGGCUCACCCCCGCCGCUACGCCUUCCGCCGAAACCACUGCGGACCCCACAGCAGACCCCGAAGCGCGUCUCGUAGAUGCCACAGACGAGAGCUGGGGCAUCAUCCUCGCGCAUCGCCUUCACAACUCCAACGCAACCAACGAAUUCCGUCCUGCCCUUAUAUCGGGCCUCCUCGUGAAGCGUGGGUUGUCGCCAAAUAAUACUAGUGCAACGACAAUACCCACUCCUGCACCCAAUGCCGCUGAUGCCACUACUUCCUCAGGCCCCACCGUUGUAAGCGUGAAUAUUCUCUGGAUGGGCGCAGUAAAUCCAACCCGCGCGGCCACCUCCCCUUUCCCACCCUCCGCUGCCGCCGCUACAGAAGGCAUGUCGCCCGGCGGCGUGAACAUGUCCGCUUCACCCAGCCCAAUGCCACAAGAGCGCAGCCACAGCAGUCUGACGUGGACACCCACCGUGCAGACGCGCGCAGCGGCAGAGAAUCUACUCAAAGAGGUUCUGGGUCAAUUUCGAGGCCUGGGCUUGCUGGGACGAUUGAAGGGAAUUAGAGGGACCAAAAAUGGAGCCGUGCCGUGGCACGUUGCGGUUUGCGAGCACGGGGUGAAAGGGUUGGAGCAAGUUGUUCCUCGAGCAUAA
Periconia digitata is the source of this 4945-nucleotide messenger RNA. The record is from the annotation of a GenBank genome assembly. NCBI's taxonomy places the organism in Eukaryota, Fungi, Ascomycota, Dothideomycetes, Pleosporales, Periconiaceae.